Amphibalanus amphitrite is the source of this 1214-nucleotide messenger RNA. RefSeq lists its product as uncharacterized. The transcript is spliced from 2 exons. Lineage: Eukaryota; Metazoa; Arthropoda; Thecostraca; Balanomorpha; Balanidae. The coding region runs from base 524 to 997 and encodes 157 amino acids. The record is from RefSeq and is a predicted model, not a curated record.
AUAAUGAACGAUUGCAUCAGCCAGCAGUAGCACGAGCCUUACGUUGACACCGCGACUUAUCACCUCAGUCCUAAACCCCACUCUAUGACAACAGAAUGAGUGGGCGUAUCACGCCGUCUCAUAUCUCCCUCUCAUUCCUGUUUGCAUUGUCUAUCGGCCCAUUCAAAACGGCCAGCACUGGUCAGCGUCCGUACUAUAAAUCCUGAGCACGCCGUGGCGCUUCAGUUCCGUCACAGACGAUGCUCGUGAUACUACCUUCUGUGCUCGCCACUCGGUGACCUAUUCUGUUCGCUUCUUUGCCUCUCAUGAGCCGUGAUAACUGAAGGCAUUUGAAACAAACGCUGUUAUCGUACCAGACGCGAAGGCCAGCUAAAGAGUUGAUCUGUUGGCCGAGGGGAGGUAUUCUGACUGAAGCCGUCACUCGAGGAACACGCUUCGAGCAGACCCAAAACUGCCCUGACAUACGACAACGACCACCCGGCACGGCCCAUUGCUAUUUCCCGGAACAAACAUAAGGCAGAUCAUGCAGUCGGUAGCGGUACGGUGGCUGGUCAUACUUCUAACCUGGAGCCAGUGCAGCGGCCGCUGGGUAGCCAAGCCAGGCGCCCUAGAGGCCGCCCUCCAUCGGUCCCGCUCCCACCGAGAAGCGGGCGACGCGGAGCCGCCGUGCCUCUCAGCCGUGUGCCGGUGGGAGGCAUUCCGCGCGGCCACACUGCCCGGUGAGACGCGCCGCUGGCCAGUCGGUGCCUCGCUGGCGCUGGCGCAGCUCCGUCUGACCGCCGGGCCGGACUCGCGGCGGCUGGCGCGCCACUGCCGGCGGCUCCAGCUCGGCUGCGUACACCCGCUGUGCCCGUGCGGCCCGCGCCGGACGGCAGCUCGCGGCGACACACCCAGUCACGAUGACAUGUGUGAUAUGCUCUGCGGCAUCGGCGAGGGGGGUAGCGAGUGCGAGUGCAUGAGGCCGCCGGCGGCCGUCGGGCCAGUGCCGGCGCGCUGACGCGCCGCUCGGGUCUUUGUCCCGGUGGCAGACGGCCACACCGGAUGGAUGACGGCCCAUGUGAAACUACCAACUGUCAUUGAGGGCGCUCCGUUGAAGGCGGUGUGUUUGGAGGUCAUGGGUGGGGCGCAGUGUGUCCUACUGUAACGGUGUGAGCAGUACUGAGCAUUGUGAUGGGAAGUCGCCUCCACGAUGGGCCGCUGGAUGAGUGGCCCGG